UUCACAGAGACCACUAAUGCCGAAUUUAAUGAGUUUAAAUUCGAGACCGAGUUUUAAGACAGCGUCACGUUUGCGCCUUUAAAAAUACGGUGGGAAAGCUUCAUUUAAUUUCAGACAUUUUCUUGAGUUUUGGAGAGAGGAGCAUAUUUAAAUAGGUUUGAUCCAGCUAUUCUGUUGACAAGCAAACUCUGGUGGGUGCUGAAAAAAAAACAUAUUCGUGUGAGUGAAUAUCGCUGUAAAUCCUUAGUUUGGCGAUGUGAAACACAACACUGUCUACACACGGACCGUCAAUAAGAGGGAUGGAGACCAAACCCUUGGAUAGAUGGAGCUUUGGACAUUGGAGACCUAUGGAUCAUGUGUUCUUCCUGGUCAUGAUCCUGCUACCCUUUUCUGUAAUGCCAGUGAGCUCAAAUGGCUCAGUAACUGGGUUUCCAAACAACACAUCACCAACAAAUGUAUUUGCAACCUCAACAAAUGUAUCUGCAACCUCAACCAAUGUAUCUGCAAUGUCAGCGAUAGUCAUAACAAGACAUUUUACCACGCUACCUCCAACAACAAUUAUAACAAUGACAGAAACCCCAACCACAUCUUCACACCUGAGCAAUCUAACAACAUCCAUGACAGGAUUACAUACAACUGAAGCCACAACUUCACCUAACCAAACUGUGGACACUACACCACACCCAUCCACCAAUGUUAGUUCUUUUUCUAACACAUCCAUGAUGUUCACAACAUCAACAGCAAUUAAACCUGAACCAUCAUCUCCCUCCAUUCAAACCAAUUCAACACAACUGCUAUUUUCAACAACCAUGCAGCUCACAUCAACUGUUCAAACACCCAUGCCAUGUGACUUUCAUCAAAACUGUAAUCAGACAUUUUACUUCAUGAGUAUGUCAGUUGAGGUAACAGGAGAACCACAAAAGGAUCAAAAUAUCAGAACAUGGCUUGAAGAGGUUUUCAAAAAGAACCUUGACAGUUCAUGUGCACAAUAUUCCAGUGUGUUGACAAUGAACACCAGCCUGUUUGAAACCAUGGAGGUCUCAUGUAAUCCAGAAAAUAUUACAAAGGAUGCAUUUUGCACUGUUCUUCUGAAGCUGAGUAAACCUGUCAGUGUUUGCUGUAUUCGAGACACUAUGAUGAAGGCAGGGGGAAACUCAUCCAUCAAUGUAACAAAGGUGGUAGAAAUUGAAAGAGUGGGUGUGUGUGGCGCAACAAAUGGACCAUAUAAUAAAUGCAAGCAGUCAGUCAAACUUGAAGAUGUGUGUAAUUCGAACAUGCAAAAUUUCACAUGUGGAAACAGUUCCAGUAUGAUUAUUCCGCUGGAAACCGGUGCUCAGCAGAACUGUACUGUUAGUCCACCACCACCAAGUGGAGUGCCCUGUUUUUGUUCUUCAUACUGCAACAACUCAGAUGCCUAUUACAAUAUUAACAUUGAUGUGAGCAGUAAAUUGAACCUCGCUGACACUGAAUCUUCUGUUUAUCAGUUGCUGAAAAACUCUACCUGCAACAACACAUCAUCUGAUUGUAUGAUUAUACAAACUUUCAGAAGUCGCUAUAGGGACUUGCGAGUGAUUUGUUCACAAGGGAAAGGGCGACUGAAUUGUAACAUUAUAAUGAAACUAAACACAACCAUGGACUUGUGUGAUGUUCACACAGCUUUCAGGACCAUCAUUACAUCACAAUUCUCAGUGAACAUCAUAAGUAUAACCAGAGUGGCUAUGUGCUCUUGGAACAAUUCUUCUGAACCUUUAAGACAAAAUGUCACUUGGGUGCAACCUUUGGUUACAAAUUUAAAUUCUGCUGACUUCUGCAUGAAGUCAAACAGAGAUGACUUGGUUGGUUACUGCUCACAAGGUUCAAGUGUAGUUCUUCCUCUGUUUGACCCUUGUAAUUCAUCCGUGCCUAUGGCCACAGCCUCCCCACCUUUCACAAGUACACUCUCCACGGCAGCGCCAACUUUUGUGACACCCUCUGUGAAUGAAACACUCUCAAACACAACCACCAUUAAUGCUACAAUCUCCACAACAGUGUCUCUUGAGAAUCAAACAUCUUCAUCACCUGCUAAUGUUACAGUCAUAGUGUCGACAACAACAUCAGUGAUAGAUGCUGAUCAAUUGUUGAGUAUGACUGCAAAUGCUUCAUCUUUAAAUGCCACUCAGGUGGACCAGAUCUUAUUGCAGCUCGAGUCUCUCCUCUCUGGGCCCAACGUCAGUCUGGCUCUGGGAAAUACUUCUGUCAAAAUUGUCGGCAACCUCCUUGAUGUUCCUGUAGCUGUAAUAACUCCUUUCUCCAAGAGGGCGAUUGGGAUUGUGGACACAGUUGGUUUUAAACUAGUUGUGUCAGGAGAAAGUCAAUCAAUACUUUCUCCAUCUCUGGCUCUGGCAGUGAAGAAAGUCGAUGGGGCCAACUUUCAAGAGACGGCCUUCUCUAUAACUGACCCAUCCAACUUACAGAUCCGUGGGGAAUUCACACAGCAGAAAGAUGUUGUGGGUCAGGUCCGCUCUACUCCCCUGGGCUCGAUAACUCUCCCUGCCUCCCUGACACAGAACCUUACUACACAAGACCAGCAGUUUGCAUCCAGAGUCCAGUUCAACUACUACCAAAAGAGUACCUUUUUCCAGGACAAAGCACUUGAUCAACGUAAAUUAAAUAGCGGGAUUCUAAGUACCAGUGUGGGCAAUGUGAGCAUCUCAGGUCUGCAGAAUGAGGUGGUGAUAACCCUGAAGAACACAGAGCCCAUUCCGGCUAACUAUGUAGCUUCCUGUGUAUUCUGGGACUUUGGCUUAAAUGGUGGCUCAGGUGGCUGGAAUUCUCAAGGGUGCCGUGUGAUUAACUCAACUUCUGAAGAAACGCAGUGUGGUUGUAAUCACCUUACCAGCUUUGGCAUUCUGCUUGACAUUUUCAAGGCUCCCAUAAGUGCCAGGCAGAACUUAAUCCUGACAUACAUCACAUUUAUCGGCUGUGGCAUCUCGUCUAUUUUCCUGUCUAUCACCCUGCUUACUUAUCUGGCUUUCGGUAAACUACGCAAAGACAUCCCAUCUAAGAUCCUUAUUCAGCUGUGUAUAGCCUUGCUGCUGCUAAACCUGGUGUUCCUGUUGGAUGCGUGGCUGGCUCUGUACCCGUAUGCUGUAGGCCUUUGUAUCUCAACUGCCUUCUUCCUGCACUACUUCCUCCUGGCGUCCUUCACCUGGAUGGCACUGGAGGCCGUCCACAUGUACUUAGCCCUUGUUAAAGUGUUCAACACCUAUAUUCGCCGCAUCAUGAUCAAGAUGGGACUUGCUGGUUGGGGCAUUCCACUCAUUGUAGUCAUAAUCGUCAUUGCCAUUGACAAAGACAACUAUGGCCUUGUGCCAUACGCAAAGUUUCCAGAAGGAACGGCAGACGAUUUUUGCUGGAUAAGAAAGGACAUUGUCUUUUACGUCGCCGUGGUGGCGUACUUCUGUGUCGUCUUCCUGCUGAAUGUCAUCAUGUUUAUUGUGGUGAUGAUCCAGCUCUGUCGCAUUAAGAAGCAGAACCCUCACAAUGUGCAGAAUCGAAGUGGCUGGCAGGAGAUGCGCAGUGUAACUGGACUCACUGUGCUUUUGGGUCUCACCUGGGGAUUCGCUUUCUUUGCCUGGGAACCUGUUAACCUGGCCUUCAUGUACCUGUUUGCCAUUUUUAACACUUUACAAGGAUUCUUCAUCUUUGUGUUCCACUGUGCUAUGAAAGAGAACGUCAGACGGCAAUGGAGAACAUACCUGUGUUGUGGCAGACUGAGACUGGCAGAAAACUCAGAAUGGAGUCGCACAGCAACUCAGAAGAUUAAAAAAGCCUCAAUGAAAGGGACAUCUAUGUUCCGUUCUUCACACUCGGCUCAGUCCAGUAAUUCCAGUUCCUCUUUUCUGAACAAUGACAGCAUGAUACGUGCCAUGCCAAUGGGCAUCAGCAACCCAAUGGACGAUAGGAUAAUAACAGCAUCAGAAUUGCCCAUCUCAGGCAUGAUUUUGAAUGAGAUCAACGGCAACUACCGGAAUCAAAGAUCAUACUGAAUUAACUGAUCAUAACCACAAUCAUUCCUACUGUAUCUGCACAGGUGUCCCUUCAUGUGUGUGUUGUAAAGUGUGUAUUGUGAGUCUCUGUGUUUGACUGGUAUUUACAUAAAUUAUUGACAUUUGUAUAUACAACAGAAAAUAUUGUAAUUAUUGACACACUUUAAUCAAAGCAGUUAAAUAACAAAGCUACCACGGCAACUAAAAACCUUUUAAACCAAUAAUGAUAGCAAAAAAAAAAAAAAAACAAGACAGAAAAUAUGGGAUGGUUUAAGGCUGAUCCAAUAGCUUCCUGUGAACAGUUAGCACUGGUUAAUUGUGUACGUAAUUAUUUUGCUUAUAUGCUGUUUUUCAAUUAAAUGUUAUGAUUAUUUUAUAAA
Xyrauchen texanus (razorback sucker) is the source of this 4408-nucleotide messenger RNA. Its product is annotated as adhesion G-protein coupled receptor G2. The record is from RefSeq and is a predicted model, not a curated record. Gene Ontology annotation, biological process: cell surface receptor signaling pathway; adenylate cyclase-activating G protein-coupled receptor signaling pathway. Gene Ontology annotation, cellular component: membrane. The transcript has 33 exons. Gene Ontology annotation, molecular function: G protein-coupled receptor activity. NCBI's taxonomy places the organism in Eukaryota, Metazoa, Chordata, Actinopteri, Cypriniformes, Catostomidae. Bases 300 to 4028 code for a protein of 1242 amino acids.